AUGGCAUUGCUAUGUGGAAGCUGCACGGCGGUGCCUCGCACUCAUAACUAUUACAUUCUUCUUCUUUCUUCAGAAACACAACAGCAAAUAACUCAAGCAGCCAUGGAUGCCGCAAGUGCAGCUCCUCUCCACAUAGCAAUAUUCCCAUGGUUUGCUAUGGGCCACCUGACCCCGAAUCUUCACCUCGCCAACAAGUUAGCAAAGAGAGGCCACAGAAUCUCCUUUAUAGUCCCACAAAGAACACAAACCAAACUUCAACACCUCAAUCUUCACCCUCAUCUCAUCACCUUUAUUCCUAUCAAAGUUCCUCAUGUUCAUGGCCUUCCUCGCCAUGCUGAGACCACUUCCGACGUCCCUUUCUCUCUGUUCCCUCUUAUUGCCACCGCUAUGGAUCACACACAGAAGGACAUCGAACUGCUCCUCAGGAAUCUGAAGCCACAAAUUGUUUUCUUCGAUUUCCAACAUUGGCUACCCAAUUUGACUCGAAGCCUAGGCAUCAGGAGUGUCAUGUACUUCAUAGUUUAUCCUCUAUCAACAGCAUACCUCGGGAAAGGGCCAAGACAAGACCAAGGAAGAGAAUUAACUGAACUUGAUCUAAUGGAACCACCUAAAGGGUUUCCUGAUUCGUCAUUCAAGUUUCAGCUACAUGAGCUUCGGUUCCUCGUUGCAACGAGGAAACUCGAAUUUGGAAGUGGUGUUCUUCUGUACGAUCGGUUGCAACAUAGUCUUAGCUCAGCCGAUGCAAUUGGAUUCAAAGGUUGCAGAGAAAUUGACGGGCCAUAUGCGGAGUAUCUUGAAACUGUGUAUGGGAAGCCUGUUUUGCUUUCAGGGCCUCUUUUACCUGAGCCACCAAACUCUACUCUGGAGGAAAAAUGGGUUGCAUGGCUCGGGGGAUUCAACCCUGGUUCUGUUGUUUUCUGUACAUAUGGAAGCGAAAGCCCGUUACCACAAAAUCAGUUUCAAGAGUUGUUGCUUGGUCUUGAACUAACAGGUUUCCCAUUUCUUGCAGCAUUUAAGCCCCCUGAUGGAUUUGAGUCUAGUGAGGAAGCUUUGCCAGAAGGGUUCAGAGAAAGGGUUGAAGGAAGAGGGAUUGCAUAUGGAGGUUGGGUGCCACAACAACUGAUACUGGGACACCCUUCAAUCGGUUGCUUCAUAACACACUGUGGAGCUUCUUCAGUAACAGAGGCACUUGUGAAUAGGUGUCAGUUGGUGCUGCUGCCAGGACUCGGGGGUGAUCUUAUCAUCAAUGCGAGAAUGCUUAGCAGAAAGUUAAAGGUUGGGGUGGAAGUAGAGAAAGGUGAAGAAGACGGUUUCUUCACCAAAGAAAGUGUGUGCAAAGUAGUGAAAACUGUGAUGGACGAUGAGAAUGAGGUUGGAAGAGAAGUGAGAGAAAAUCAUACCAAACUGCGGAACUUCUUAAUAAGCGACAAAUUAGAGUCAGCAUGCGUUGAUAGUUUCUGUCAACAACUACAAGAUUUAUUAUAA
Sphenostylis stenocarpa is the source of this 1485-nucleotide messenger RNA. Lineage: Eukaryota; Viridiplantae; Streptophyta; Magnoliopsida; Fabales; Fabaceae. The record is from the annotation of a GenBank genome assembly.